AUGGAUGCUUAUUCAGUAUCAUUCACUAGUGCCCCAGAACGAACUACGUCUCGAAUUUGGGAGGACUUGAAGUCGCAUCACCGGGCUACUGUUGCCGAGCUUGGCACAGACGGCACGAAUGAGGAGAUGGAAAUGGGGACCAAGAUCAGCAAGCGCCGAGCGCGAAGUCACGGCCGCAAACCUCAUAUCGGCGUCAUCGGAGCCGGUCUAGCUGGAUUACGCUGCGCGGACAUUCUGCUUCAACACCAUUUCCGGGUAACCCUAAUCGAAGGGCGGAAUCGGCUGGGUGGGCGAGUACACCAGGCGACGCUACCAUCAGGACGCCUGGUAGAUGCCGGCCCGAAUUGGAUCCACGGAACGAAUAACAACCCAAUAAUGGAGCUUGCGAAACAGACCAACACCGCCGUCGGUUCUUGGGACAACAAGAAUGCAGUUGUGGAUGACGCAGGAAAGCUACUUUCGUCCGCAGACGCUUCGACGUACUCAACCAUCAUGUGGGAUAUCAUAACGGCGGCAUUCGCUCACAGCAACGAGAAUUGCGCGACAAUUAGUCCGAACGAGAGCCUUUGGGACUUUUUCCAGCAAGAGGUCGCCAAGAGGAUACCGGACAGCACAUCGGAUUUCGAGCUGAAACGGAAGAGCGUUCACCAGUUAGCUGAGUCGUGGGGCGCGUUCGUGGGAAACCACUUUUUUACACAAAGCCUGAAGUUUUUCUGGUUGGAAGAAUGCAUAGAUGGCGAGAACCUCUUCUGUGCAGACACCUACAAGAAGAUACUCGAAGCCAUUGCGAAACCCGCAGUGGAAGGUGCGAGUUUUAGAUAUGAGACCGUCGUCAAGAUGAUUCGGAGUACCGAUGAGGAUGGUGAUGCGCUGAGAGUCUAUACUGAUGGUGGGGAGACCUUGGAAUUCGACGAAGUCGUCGUGACUGCACCGCUUGGCUGGUUGAAACAGCAUCCGCAAGCUUUCGAUCCGCCAAUAACACCGAGAUUAACCAAGGCUAUCUCAAGCAUAGGCUACGGCUGUCUUGAAAAGGUUUACAUCAGUUUUCCGAAGGCGUUCUGGCAAUGUCCGGACCAGCAAGAUCCCCCCAUUCAGGGGUUCUGUCAAUGGCUGUCUCCCAACUACGCACCAGACUCGAACCCGAAGAAAUGGAAUCAAGAGGCCGUGGAGCUGGCCUCCCUGUCCCCAUCCACUUCCCAGCCUACCUUGCUCUUCUACACGUACGGCGAGCAGUCGAAGUUCCUGACGAGCGAGGUAGCAAAACUCCCCUCAGAGGGGAAACGAGACGCCUUCCUGUACGACUGGUACAAGCCGUACUACUCGAAGCUCCCGCACUACGAUGAGGCGUCCGCGGACUGCCGGCCCACGGGCUGGUUCGCGACGGACUGGGUGCGAGACGACCUCGCGGGCAACGGCAGCUAUGCCAACUUCCAGGUCGGCCUGGAGGAGGGCGAUAGGGAUAUCGAGGUCAUGCGGGAGGGUUUACCGGAACGCGGUCUCUGGCUUGCGGGCGAGCAUACGGCUCCGUUUGUUGCGCUGGGGACGGUCACGGGCGCGUAUUGGAGUGGCGAGGCGGUGGGUAGGAGGAUUGCGCAGGCUUAUUGUAGGGGCACGGACGGCGUGACUGUGGUGGCUUGA
Molecule: messenger RNA, 1638 nt
Organism: Anthostomella pinea
Lineage: Eukaryota; Fungi; Ascomycota; Sordariomycetes; Xylariales; Xylariaceae
Source: the annotation of a GenBank genome assembly